Drosophila virilis is the source of this 5119-nucleotide messenger RNA. It is a transcript of the gene side-VIII, whose product is annotated as sidestep VIII. The record is from RefSeq and is a predicted model, not a curated record. Gene Ontology annotation, molecular function: protein binding. Lineage: Eukaryota; Metazoa; Arthropoda; Insecta; Diptera; Drosophilidae.
UUUCAGUGAGAGUUUGCGAUCCCGCGGGUACGGUCGAGACUAACGGGAUUUUCGAUUACUGUGGCGCAACCCGUUUCCGUAUCGAGUUUCGUGUUGUGCGUUCCGCUGCGUGCAGCUAGGCACACGAAAUAAUAUUAGUAAAAAAUAUGUAAAGAGUUGGCGAAUGUUUCAUUAAUUCUUUGAGAUGUGAAACGCAACAAAAUGUGGCUGUCGACAUUGCGCAUACGACGCGUUAGUUACACUUGAAAUUAAAAUACAUAAAAAAAACUCUGAAAGAGAAUCCCAUAAAAGAGCCGAAAUCCAAAAUUUAAAACGUGUCGCGAUUUUUGAACGUUUCUUUUGGUGCGUUUAUUGUCGCGUGUGCCGCCUAUACUUUACACUUUACUAGCUGGCAAAAUCCUCCACGAAAAUUUGUAAAUGGACGUAAAUAAAAAUGUCAAAUUAAAUCAAAUCAAUAUAUGCACAAAUAAGCCCAGUUAACAACAACAACAGCAACAAAUGAUUGUGGUGUGCGAAUGUGAAUUCCAGUAGCGCCCGAAAGUAGGCAACGAAAACUGCCCGACGUUUUGCCAUUGGCAUUGGCGAGCAGCACCAACGGCAGUCGCAGUUCAGACCGAGGCUGCUCUAUAGCCAUACUGUAGCACCUAGGACAUACACACACAAGCACAAUCAAAGCGCAAGGCAACCAUGUGCCUGGCUGUCAGCUGCCUAUUGUCCUUGCUGCUGUGCCUCGUCCUGCCGGCGUUCAACGGACAUGCAGCGGCAGCAACACGUGCUCGCGUCAGCUCUUCAACGACAAUGACACGAAAUAUUGAGGAGGAGAACGCCUUGCUAAAUCUUUUGGCUGGUCCCCCCGUUCUGUCGGAAUCCAUAAUUGGCACAAUGGGACGACUGCCCUGCAAUGUGACCCCACCCAUCUAUGAGGAUCGUGUGGCUUUGGUAAUUUGGUACAAGGUUGGACUCAAAACGCCAAUAUAUAGCGUGGAUACUCGCGACUCGAACUUUGCGCAGGGCACGCACUGGUCAGAUGAAACGUAUCGGGAGCGGCUAUCCUUUCACGUGGAAGGACGUGCCGGCACGCUGACCAUCAAGUCAACAACAGAGGACGACACGGGCGAGUAUCGCUGUCGUGUCGACUUUCAAAAGAGCCCUACACGCAACUCCAAAGUGAAUUUAACUGUCAUAACUCCGCCUGAAUCUAUCAUCAUUCUGGACAGCAAGGGUGCCACCAUCAAGGAUCAUACACUUGGACCCUACAAUGAGGGCUCCAGUGUGAACGUCACGUGCGUGGCCAUUGGCGGUCGACCGCAGCCAAGGGUUACCUGGUGGCACGGCAAUACAAUGUUCAAUAGCUCCGGAGUGGGCCACCCGCUCUCAGAGCGACGGGUGGGCAAUGUUCUGUCGCUGGCCAAGCUGAAGCGCAAAAAUCUCCACAUGCAGCUGACGUGCCGGGCGGAGAACAAUAAUUUGACAACGCCAAUUAUCAGCAGCAUUGUCCUUGACAUGAACUUGCGUCCUCUCAUUGUCAAGUUGCAGGACGAGAAUCGUCCGCUUUCGGCGGGAAACUCUUAUCAGCUCAGCUGCGUCGUCAUCGGCUCACGUCCAGCGCCAACGGUUACCUGGUGGAAGGGCAGCACGCCCAUGAAGAAUACGCAUGAAAUUGCCAAUCCAGAUGGUAAUAUGACCACAUCGGUGCUGACAUUCACGCCCACCAUCGACGAUCGCGGCAAGUUUCUAUCCUGUCGUGCCGAGCAGAGCAUGAUACACGAGUCGGGCAUGGAGGAUGGCUGGAAAUUGGACAUCUAUCAUAUACCCGUUGUAAGCCUGGAACUGGGCACAAAUUCUCUAAAUGCUACGCUGCGAGAGGGCGUAGACGUGUUCUUCGAGUGCAACAUUAAGUCAAAUCCCUGGAUCCACAAAGUCAGCUGGCGACAUAAUGGCGAGGAACUGGCGAAUAAUCCCGCCGAGGGCAUCGUCGUGGCCAACCAGAGCCUUGUGCUACAGAAUGCGAGCCGUGCCAGGACUGGCAUCUAUACCUGCAUUGGCAGCAAUCGGGAAGGCGAUGGCGAAAGCAAUCCCGUCCAGUUGGAUAUCCGCUUUGCGCCUGUGUGCCGUGCCGGGCAACGUACCACUUACAGUUCGGGCCGUCAUGAGACCGUCAAAGUUGCAUGCGAAAUCGAUGCCAAUCCCGCGGAUGCAACAUACAUCUGGAAAUUCAAUGCAACACAAGGCGAGACGGCUGAUAUACCCGCAUCGCUGGUUGCCGUGGACCGUGGACGCAGCGUCGCCCACUACACGCCCAUGGUGGAGAACGACUACGGCACGCUUCUGUGCUGGGCCAGCAACGAAAUUGGCGAUCAAAGCGAACCCUGCGUGUACACAAUAACGCCAGCAGGCGAACCGGAUCCGUUGGUAAACUGCACGCUGCUCAAUCAGACAUCGUCGGGCUUUCAAAUCGAAUGCAUUGAGGGCUUUGAUGGGGGCCUGCAGCAGGACUUUAUCAUGGAAGUUUAUGUGAAUGGAACGACGCGCUUUCCAAAAAUUUACAAAUCAAAGAAGCCGUACUUUGAGGUGAGCGGUCUAGUGCCCGGCAUGGGCUACAAUGUCUUCCUCAUAGCGCACAACAGCAAGGGACGCAGCAAUGCGACCAUAUUGCAGGUCUACACACUGAAGGAUCCGGAGAAGCAAACGGUUAAAAUAACAUUUACCAAGUCCUAUCAAGCUCUUAAGCCUGCUUAUGGCCCAACAGCAACAGCAACAGCAGCAAUCACUACCAGUACAUCAAAGCCAACAACAAGUGAUUGUGCUUGCGAAGAUGAUAAGUUUGUGGGCGUGGGCAGAGGGGCGUACGAUGAAGACCAAUCGCCUGCCUAUGGGCACGUCAUCGAGGACAUCCGGCCAUUCCUUGGCAUACUGGCUGGUAUUGUGGGCAGCGUAUUUCUGGUCGCAGUCAUCAUAGUCGUCGUGGUGCGUGUGCGCGGCUCGUCGGGACGCGAUCGCAAUAAUUACUCGCAUCCGGGCAACGGGGGCAGCAGCACAGCCAACGGCAACGGUAACCUCGGCAUCCUUGGCAGCAACAACAAUGGCAGCCUGGGCAUCGGCACACUAGCGCACAAUGGGGGCCAAUCAGUGCAGGAUAUGCAUCGCAUUGGCCGGGAGACGUGUCACGUGACGAGCAGCCUGGAUAGCAUUGAUAAGAAUCCGGACAUAAUACCACAAGAUGGACAUGAUGUGGACGAUGAGUGGACAACAAAGGGCCACAAUCGUGCCUAUGCUACGGCUGCGUUGGCCGAACAGAAUGCCGUGAUUACCUCCAGCACCUACGAUCACAUUAUCCCCACGUAUGCGGUAGUCGAUAAGAAGUCUGGCCCGCCCACAGCCCAUGGCCAGUAUAUACAAUAUAAUACGCUUAUACCCGUUAGCAAAAUGGGCGCUUAUGCCAAUCAACAGCAGCAACACCAGCAGCAGCAGCAGCAGCAACAGCAGCAACAGAAGACUGAGCUCAGCUAUAGCGAGCUGGCUGCCCCACUGGUGGGCAACGCCGUCGGCGUUGGCAGUGUCCAACGCUUGACGCCCUAUUGCAGCGCCACCUUGGGACGACCCAGGCAGACGGAGCUGAAGCGUGCCGAGCCGAACAUCUACUCGCAGGUAAAUGUUAUGAUGGAUGAUGAAAUUUUGGCGGACUUACAGGCGGCCACGGCGUCGGGCAGCAGCUACGUGGCUGGCGCUGUGGUCGAUAAUGUGGGUGGGUCUGGCGGUCUAUACAUGCAGGGCUAUGCGACGCGUAUCGAUCUGGCACACCAUCCUAUGUACUCAACGAGUCCCAUGUUUGGAACGAACAGCACCAUCACCGGUGUCACCAUGUCACAUCCAUCACAAUUGGCCACCUUUUCGCCCACGCCACCGCCACCCAUUUUUGCGCACAGCGUGGUCGCUACUGGAGAUGGGCUGCUGCAGCCGGUGACGUGCAUGGGUCUGGUUGCCACAUCCUCAGCAGCAGCGCCCGGCAAUGGGCCAGUCGUUCAGCAGCAGGCAGCGGCCAACGGCGCUGGCGGAAACGGAAGCAUCGUUGGCGUCGGCGUUGGCAUGAGCCUUUAUGGUAGCGAUGUGGCCAAGCCGCAACUUUUAAAGACCGUGCCAGAGGAGAUGCAUCAUCAAUUGAACGGCGACGAGAUGCUCAUUAGCCAGGAUCGCAAUCAUGGAACGGGUACGCGAUUUUGACGUUGAAAUAUCGCUGAGCAGCAGAUGAUCUAAGCUAGAUACAAAUCAAAUCAAAAAGUGAAGAUGUGCAAUGGUGGCAGAAUAGUGAGAGCACUUAGUAAAAAUAAACUGACUAUAAGUUAUGUGAUGUGCGUGGAAAAAGUUAGAAUCUUCAAUCAAACUGCCGGCAAAGCAUUUAGUGUGGGAGUGGAUUCAAUUUUUUGAGCGAUUGGGUAGCACUUUUUAAUGCAGCAAAAAAAAAAUAAAAAAAAGAGAAGAAGCGCCAAAUAAUGUAAGAUAAAUAUUAUAACAAUAAAUAUGCAUGUAAAAUGUUAGGUUUAUGCGAGCGAAAAGCCAAACUCAAAGAAGAAGGAAACAGAGAGAAAACUAAAAAAAAUUCCAUUAGGUUUAAGCGCCCGUGUAAAAAUUGAAUAAUAAUAUUUAGAGAAAAAACAUAAAAAUGUAUUAUAAUUAACUUAGAUGUACGAUGUGAACACUGAAUUGUUAAUAUAUUUUUAAAUAACAGCUUUAAGCGCCAAAAUCUAGACAACUUUUAGCUAAGUGAAAACAAAUUCAUGAUUGUUAUUAGUUUAUGUUGAGGAGUAAGCAAAACCCCCAGAGACAUUUAACAUUUAGCUUGUUCUUACGACAUAAAUACAAUUUAUUACACAUACAUACACACAUAUAAAUCAAAUUCAUCUAGUCCUAAGGCCCAUUUAGCAUAGCAGAAAAUGUAAUUAAAGACAAUUUGUUUACAUACUCGUCUAACGUCUAACAAAAGGCAUAAAGAAUUUAAAAACAAGCUAAAUUAAGUGAACUUAAUAAUAAAUGGUUAACUAAACAGAAAAUAAUUCAAUUUAGCAACGCAACGUUUGCAUUUAUACGUAAAAAAACGAAGGAAAAACCAAUCUUGGUAGCA